Molecule: messenger RNA, 4184 nt
Organism: Pyrus x bretschneideri (Chinese white pear)
Lineage: Eukaryota; Viridiplantae; Streptophyta; Magnoliopsida; Rosales; Rosaceae
Product: PH, RCC1 and FYVE domains-containing protein 1-like
Molecular function (GO): metal ion binding
Source: RefSeq, a predicted model, not a curated record
UGAGAGAGGUCGCACGUUAGCUAUCAAACAACCACAAUCCACAAAGCUCUGCCAAAUUCCACAUUGACGACGACGACGACGACAACCUCUCCGGCGUCGCAGAGCGCUCCCUUACUUCUCCUCUCAUUUUCCUGUAUUUUUUUUUUCCAAUUUCUCAGUUUUCUGUUUCUUUUUUUUGUAAGUGAGCGACGUCAGAUUUUUGAAAAAUGGCGGACGUUCGGCGAAUUCCUUCAGCUUUCUCGCAAUGCAGGUGAAAUCAAUCUUCGUUUAACCUAAUCUGCGCUCCUUUUGGUCUAGAAUGUAUGUUUUGGUGUCGAAAAUUACGAAAUUCGAAGAGUUUUGGAGGAAUUCGACGGUGUAUGUGAAUUUUAGGGGUUCUCUGAUUUCUGAGCAAGUAAUUUGAGCUGUUUUGGAGCUGAGUGUUGAUCAGUGGAGCCCUCCGUGUGUGGCGUUUUAGGGUUUGGGUUUACGGCAUUGCGAAAUUCUAAGGCUUUGGGGUUGAGUUUCUUGAGCUGCAAGGUUGUUGAGAGCUGAGGUUCAUUUGUGGGUGUAAUGGGUUAGAGGUGGAGCAAAUCAAUUCUCUUUUGUAAGUUUAAUGGGGAGGAGUUGGGAAUUGGGUUAUGGUAUUAGGUGGUGGUGGUGUUCAAAUGGGUGUUGGGUCUUGGACUUCUGGCAAAACCUGAUAUUGCAACUUGAAUGGCUAGUCCCCAGAGAAGCGGUCCGGUCGAGAGGGAUAUCGACCAGGCCAUAACAGCACUUAAGAAAGGUGCAACUUUGUUAAAAUAUGGACGCAGAGGGAAGCCGAAAUUCUGCUCAUUUCGGCUUUCUAAUGACGAGGCUCUGUUGAUAUGGUACUCUGGCAAAAAAGAAAAGCACCUUAAACUUAGUCAUGUUUCGACAAUUCUUCCUGGCCAGCGUACAGCAAUAUUUCAGCGGUAUCCACAGCCUGAAAAGGAGUAUCAAUCAUUUUCACUCCUGCACAACGAUAGGUCCUUGAACUUGAUAUGUAAAGACAAGAAUGAAGCUGAAGUUUGGCUUGUUGGUCUUAAGGCAAUAAUCACUCGAGGUAACUAUCGGAACUGGAGAAGUGAAUCAAGAUUGGAGGGCACACCAAUAGAUAGUCCCCAUGCUCGUACUCGACGACAUUCUCCCUCCAGGACACCAUUCUGUAUUGGGGAUCCAGGAGAUACUGAGGGAGUUCCUUUGGAGAAUAUCCAACAGGGUAGAUUAGGACAAGCAUUCGCUGACAUAAUAUCUUAUACUGCCAACCCCAAGAGUGCCACACAAGCUGAAUCAGUCUCGAAUGCGUCAUUAUCACCUGUAUCUGUGGAUAACUCCAAUGGUCGAAAUUCUGCAUCUGAAGCAUUUCGGGUUAGUUUAUCUAGUGCUGUAAGCUCGUCUAGUCAAGGUUCUUGUCAAGAUGAUUUCGAUGCUUUAGGAGAUGUUUUAAUUUGGGGCGAAGGUGUUGGUGGUGGAGUACUUGGAGGCGGUGUGGAUAGAGUAGGGAGCUCAUAUGGUUUCAGGACAGAUGCUCUUCUGCCUAAGGUAUUGCAAUCAACAGUGGUCGUAGAUGUUCACGGAAUUGCUUGUGGUGCCAGACAUGCUGUUUUGGUCACCAAGCAAGGGGAAAUCUUCAGCUGGGGAGAGGAGUUAGGAGGCAGACUUGGUCAUGGUGUCGAUACAGAUGUUUCCCACCCAAAGCUCAUUGACACUCUUAGUGGAAUGAAUGUUGAAUUAGUGGCAUGUGGGGAAUAUCACACUUGUGCUGUUACACUUUCUGGAGAUCUCUAUACAUGGGGUGAUGGUACUCAUAAUUUUGGCCUGCUUGGGCAUGGAAGUGAAGUUAGUCACUGGAUUCCCAAAAAGGUAUGCGGUCACUUGGAAGGUAUACACAUAUCCUAUAUAGCUUGUGGACCGUGGCAUACAGCUGCAGUGACAUCUGGUGGCCAGUUAUUUACCUUUGGAGAUGAUACUUUUGGUGCCUUAGGGCAUGGAGAUCACAGUAGCACAAGUACGCCACGGGAGGUGGAAACUUUGCGUGGGCUAAGAACAAGAAGGAUUGCUUGUGGUAUUUGGCACACUGCUGCAGUCGUUGAAGUAAUGAAUGAAUCUUCUUACCCGGAGACUUCUAGUUACUCUUCAUAUGGGAAGCUCUACACUUGGGGUGCUGGUGAUAAAGGCCGACUUGGACAUGGUGAUGAACAAUCUAAACUAGUUCCUGAAUGCGUAGCUGCAUUGAUUGAUAAAAACAUUUGUCAUGUAGCCUGCGGCCAUAAUCUCACAGUUGGGCUUACAACCUCAGGAAAAGUAUAUACGAUGGGAAGUGCUGCUUAUGGACAGCUUGGAAAUCCUUCAGCUGAUGGGAAAGUUCCCACUCUGGUCGAGGGUAAAAUUGCAGAUAGUUUUGUUGAAGAAAUUGCCUGUGGUUCUUAUCAUGUUGCGGUUUUGACUUCCAAGAUGGAGGUUUAUACUUGGGGAAGGGGUUCAAACGGGCAACUAGGCCAUAGAGACAAUGAUCACAGACAUACACCUACCCUCGUUGAUUGUAUGAAGGAUAAAGAAGUCAAGAGUGUAGCAUGUGGUCCAAACCUAACGGCGGUCACUUGUCUUCAUAAAUGGGUAUCAAGUGCUGACCAUUCCGUUUGCUCUGAUUGUCACAAUCCCUUUGGUUUCAGAAGAAAACGUCACAAUUGUUACAACUGUGGGUUAGUCUUCUGCAAAGCAUGCAGCAGCAAGAAAUCUCUGAAAGCUGCCCUGGCUCCAGAUAUGAACAAGCCAUUUCGGGUGUGCAACGAGUGUUAUAGUAAACUGAAGAAGGCUGCAGAAGCCAGUUCUGCUGUGCGAAGUCCUACAAUUAGAAGUCCAAAUAUGUGUCCUAAAUCCAAUGAGGUGACAGAUAAAGAGAAUCUGAUCCCUAUGCUGCGGGCAACACUCUCCAGACUCUCAUCUUUUGGCUCAAACAACCAGAGCGAUAGCAAGCAGCUUACGCAAGAAAGAAAACCAGAAGUGCAUGAUAAUCAGGUCUUCCCAGUGUUGAAUGGACCUUUGCAGUUAGGGGGCUUUAAUUUAACAAAAGCAUCAACUCCUCUCACUGGAGAUUCAGAAAAAGUUAUUUCGCCUCCAGUUCCUGCCUCUAAAAAGGCUUCUCGAUACACAUCUCCUGUUUCAGAAAGGUCAAGUCCAUGCCGGUCUUCUGAAAAAAUCAUUCUUGAGGAUUCAAAGCUUAUAAAUGGAAGUUUGAGCCAAGAAAUCAUACAUUUAAGGACACAGGUAGAAGACCUUACUCUCAAAUCCCAACAUCUUGAAGCUGAACUUCAACGAACAUCAAAGAAAUUGAAGGAGGUCUCUACAAUAGCCGCAGAUGAAGCUGAAAAACGCAAAUCUGCAAAAGAAGUUAUUAAGUCUCUAACUGCUCAGUUAAAGGAGAUGUCUGAAAGAAUGCCUGAAGGACAGAUCAGUCACUGCAACACAGGUUCUAUUUCUCAUGCAAUCAGCUUUCGAAACCAGUUAUCCAAAGAGCCCUCUCUGUCAAACAUAAUUACUUCGCAAACUUUAUCCAACGGCAAUUCAAUGGAUCGAAUCUUAGCUAAUGGAACUAAAUCCAACCGAAAAUUAGAGCGCGUGCUACAAGAUGAACCUGGUGUAUAUAUAACUCUACGCUCCUUGCCAGGCGGCAGUAAUGAACUUGUGCGUGUUCGCUUCAGUCGGAGACAUUUCACUGAAGAAGCAGCGGAGAGAUGGUGGGCUGAAAAUGGGGCAAAGUUAUGUGAGCAGCACAAUAUAAAAGGUGCAGAGUAAGAUGCUGUCAGCUCUCCGGUGCAAACCUCAUAUGCUUACAUCCAACGAUCCUCUUCCUCAGCGGAAUGUGUAAAUUUUUUAACCCCUAAAUCAUUCCGCAGAGAUAGAUCGAAGGAUAUGGAGCCGGAUUCGCAGGUAGACUGACAAUAUAGAAUGUCAAAACUGUAGGGAGAGAUUUUCCAAAAAUUGGAAAAUGAAAAGGACAUCCAUAAGAUGAGAGACAUUUGAGAAUUCUAGAUUCGUACCAAUAAUAUCAAUCUCUAAUCUUAUUUUUUGUAUAUCAAGUUGAACACUGUUCUUUAAACAUAACUAUCCAUCUCAAUUGAGCUCGGUCCAGCUUCCUUGAUCAGGUUAUCUUCUAUUCGAACAGGCCGAAAUUUCACUUC